This is a messenger RNA of Pseudophryne corroboree (corroboree frog), 9193 nucleotides long. It is a transcript of the gene DOCK2, whose product is annotated as dedicator of cytokinesis 2. Gene Ontology annotation, cellular component: plasma membrane; cytoplasm. Gene Ontology annotation, biological process: myoblast fusion; cell migration; small GTPase-mediated signal transduction. The coding region runs from base 238 to 5727 and encodes 1829 amino acids. Gene Ontology annotation, molecular function: guanyl-nucleotide exchange factor activity; small GTPase binding. NCBI's taxonomy places the organism in Eukaryota, Metazoa, Chordata, Amphibia, Anura, Myobatrachidae. The record is from RefSeq and is a predicted model, not a curated record. The transcript is spliced from 52 exons.
GUGUCAGGGCAGAGCAUCAGAUGAGGAAACUCAGUAAACGGAUAAUUACUCAGAGAAGAAAAAGGAAGUGCUGAGUAGGAGUGUGACUGGGAGGGAUCGCAUCAGUCUCUGCAGCAACCUUCAGCCAGAGACACUGAAGUGUGACGAGUAGACCUCUGGUGGGACACUUGAGAGCUCUGUCUUGUGUGCAGAACUAGUACUAGUGUCAGCUGCUCAAGGUUGCCCAGUCCGGUCAGCAUGGCCCCCUGGCAGAAAAAUGACACAGAGCGCUAUGGAGUGGCAAUUUGUAAUUUUACAAGCAGCAGGUCACCACAAAUCUCCCUUCAAAUUGGGGAUGUAGUCCACAUAUUAGAGUCAUGUGAAGACUGGUACAGAGGAUAUCUGGUAAAACAGAAGAUGCACGAGGGGAUAUUUCCUAAAUCCUUCAUCCACAUUAAGGAAGUUACUAUUCAAAAGAAAAGGAAUACAGAAAAAAUGGUGCCUUCUGAAAUACCAUUGGUGCGAGAAGUUACAACCACUCUACGGGAAUGGGGUAACAUUUGGAAACAGCUGUACAUGUCGAGCAAAAAGGAGAAAUUCCAGCAGGUCCAGUCAAUGAUGUGUGAUCUGAUGGAAUGGCGAUCACAGCUCCUGUCUGGUACUUUGCCAAAGGAUGAAUUAAAAGAGCUCAAACAAAAAGUGACUUCAAAGAUUGACUACGGCAAUAAAAUCCUCGAGCUUGAUUUGAUUGUACGAGAUGAAGAUGGAAAUAUUUUGGAUCCUGACAAAACUAGUGUGAUCAGCUUGUUUCAUGCCCACAAAGACGCUACGGAGGAAAUAACAGAGCGUAUAAAGGAAGAAAUGUCCAAAGACCAAAAUGACUUCACUACGCAUGGUCGUAUCUCUUCAUCACCUACACAUGGCCUCUACGUGUUUGUAAGAAAUUUUGUCUGCAGAAUAGGGGAAGAUGCUGAACUUUUUAUGUCGUUGUAUGACCCUCAGAAACAAACAAUUAUAAGUGAGAAUUAUUUAGUGAGAUGGGGAAGUAAAGGUUUUCCAAAAGAAAUAGACAUGCUCAACAACUUAAAGGUUGUUUUCACGGAUCUUGGAAACAAGGAUCUUAAUAGAGACCGAAUUUAUUUAGUGUGUCAGAUUGUAAGAAUUGGACGAAUGGACCUUAAAGAAACCAACAUAAAGAAGUGUACUCAAGGAUUAAGACGACCCUUUGGAGUGGCAGUAAUGGACAUCACCGAUAUAAUUAAAGGAAAAGUAGAAAGCGAUGAAGAAAAGCAGCAUUUUAUACCAUUCCAUCCGGUUGUUGCAGAGAACGAUUUUUUGCACAGCCUUCUUAACAAAGUCACAGCACUAAAAGGAGACAGUGGUGGACAAGGGCUCUGGGUCACAGUGAAAAUGCUGGUUGGGGAUUCUGUCCAGAUCCGGAAAGACUACCCGCACCUCGUUGACAGGACUACAGUGGUUGCUAGGAAACUGGGGUUCCCUGAAAUUAUUAUGCCAGGGGAUGUUAGGAAUGAUAUUUACAUUAAAUUGCUGAGUGGAGAUUUUGAUAGAGUCGCACAGAGAAAUGUGGAGGUGAUCAUGUGCGUCUGUGAUGAAGAAGGGAAAGUUAUGCCUAGUGCGAUCUGCUUGGGAGCCGGGGACAAACCAGUGAGCGAAUAUAGAUCUGUUCUGUACUAUCAGAUCAAACAGCCACGCUGGAUGGAAACUGUAAAGGUUGCAGUCCCAAUUGAGGAAAUGCAGCGGAUACAUUUGCGGUUCAUGUUUAGGCACAGAUCAUCUCAAGAAUCCAAAGACAAAGGAGAGCGGAGUUUUGCGAUGGCUUAUGUAAAGCUGCUGAAGGAUGACGGCACAACACUGCAUGACGGCUGUCACGACCUAGUCGUAUUAAAGGGGGACAACAAGAAAAUGGAAGAUGCCAGCACAUAUUUAUCACUUCCUUCCACUCGCCAACAAAUGGACAAGAGCUCAACAUUCACUAGAAACAACAGCAGCUCUGGAGGGCUGUCCAUCAGUUCACGUGAUGCUUUCUCCAUCUCCACUCUUGUGUGCUCAACCAAACUGACGCAGAAUGUUGGCCUACUUGGACUUCUGAAGUGGCGCAUGAAGCCUGAACUUCUGCAGGAAAACUUAGAAAAACUGAAAAUUGUGGAUGGAGAAGAAGUUGUAAAAUUUCUUCAAGAUACUCUUGAUGCACUUUUCAACAUUAUGAUGGAACAUUCCCAUUCAAACAAGUAUGACAUUCUUGUCUUUGAUGCUCUGAUUUACAUAAUUGGACUCAUUGCAGAUCGGAAAUUUCAACAUUUUAACACUGUUUUGGAAGCAUACAUAAAGCAGCAUUUCAGUGCCACAUUAGCCUACAAGAAAUUAAUGACCGUUUUGAAGAAAUAUUUAGAUGUUUCCAGCAGGGGAGAGCAAUGCGAGCCAAUUCUCAGGACUUUGAAAGCAUUGGAAUAUGUGUUCAAGUUCAUUGUACGGUCGAGGACAUUAUUUUCACAACUCUAUGAAGGCAAAGAACAAACUGAAUUUGAGGAAUCUAUGAGAAAACUUUUUGAAUCUAUAAAUAACCUAAUGAAGAGCGAACACAAGACUACAAUCCUACUUCAGGUUGCCGCUCUGAAAUAUCUACCUUCAGUUUUACAAGACGUUGAGACAGUGUUUGAUGCCAGAUUGCUUAGCCAACUGCUAUAUGAGUUUUACACCUGUAUCCCUCCUGUGAAGCUGCAGCAGCAAAAAGUGCAGUCUAUGAAUGAGAUUGUUCGCAGUAACCUAUUCAAAAAACAAGAAUGCCGUGAUAUUUUGUUACCUAUGAUAACCAAAGAAUUGAAAGCCUGGCUGGAACAAGGAAGGCAAGAGCUGCCCCAGAUGAAAGAGAAGAAGUUGUGUGUAGAUUUACUCAACAGUAUUCUGGAGGUGCUCAGCAGCCAGGAUGUGAGUUCAACUUUCCAUCACAUUCAAGAAAUCACUGUGCAACUUUUGCGAACAGUUAACAGGACAGUCAUAAUGAUGGAGCGUGAUCAGGAACUAACCAUCCAUUUUGUGGCCUGUAUGACGGCUAUUCUUGCCCAGAUGGAUGACCAGCACUACAGUCACUACAUUGAAAUAUUUCAGUCGAGUUCAGAUUUGGUGGACUUUCUUAUGGAGACAUUUAUCAUGUUUAAGGAUCUAAUUGGAAAGAAUGUUUAUCCGUCAGACUGGAUGACUAUGAGCAUGGUUCAGAACAGAGUUUUCCUGAGAGCCAUCGAUAAGUUUGCCAGAACCAUGAACCAGAAAUUUCUUGAAAACAUGAAUUUUGAAGUGCAGCUCUGGAACAAUUAUUUUCAUCUAGCUGUAGCUUUCAUCACUCAGGAUUCUCUCCAGCUUGAGAACUUCUCUCAUGACAAGCGCAAUGAAAUUCUGGACAAGUAUGAAGAUAUGAGAUGCUUAAUAGGCUUUGCAAUUCGUGACAUGUGGUACAAGCUUGGCCAGAACAAGAUCUGCUUUAUUCCUGGAAUGGUUGGACCAAUUCUAGAGAUGACACUUAUUCCAGAAGUAGAAUUACGCAAAGCCACAAUCCCGAUCUUUUUUGAUAUGAUGCUUUGUGAAUACUUCCAUAAUGGAGAUUUCAGAAAGUUUGAAAAUGAAAUAAUACUGAAAUUGGACCAUGAAGUAGAAGGAGGACGUGGUGAUUGGCAAUACAUGCAACUGUUUGAAACAAUAUUGCUUGAUUAUGCUGCAACCCAUCCUUAUAUCUCUAAAGCAGUGGAGAGCUUUGUGGCUCUGAUAAAAGGCCUUUUAGUGAGGUUAUUGGAUUACAGAGCGGUGGUGACUGAUGAAAGCAAAGGCAACCGUAUGAGCUGCACAGUCAACUUGUUGAAUUUUUACAAAGACAUUAAUCGGGAAGCAAUGUAUAUCAGAUAUGUGUACAAGCUCAGAGACCUUCACUUGGAUUGUGAAAAUUACACUGAGGCCGCUUACACCCUCUUACUCCACACAAGGCUCCUAAAGUGGUCAGACGAACAGUGUUCACCUCAGGUCAUGCAGACAGAGUUCCAGAGCUCACAAACACAUCGGCAGCUGAAGGAGAAUUUGUAUGGAGUCAUCAUUGGGUACUUUGAUAAAGGAAAGAUGUGGGAGGAAGCAAUUUCUCUGUGCAAACAAUUGGCAGACCAGUACGAAAUGGAAAUCUUUGACUAUGAGCUUUUAAGCCAGUGUUUGAAACAGCAAGCAACAUUCUAUGAAAACAUAAUGAAAAUUCUUCGUCCGAAGCCAGAUUACUUUGCAGUUGGAUACUAUGGGCACGGGUUCCCAACCUUCCUCCGGAACAAGGUGUUUAUUUAUCGAGGGAAAGAGUAUGAGCGGAGAGAAGAUUUUCUUGCACAACUGAUGAGUCAGUUCCCUUUCUCAGAGAAGCUGAACACUACCUCAUCUCCUGGAGAGGAUAUCAAAGACUCCUCCGGACAAUAUAUUCAGUGUUUCACAGUGCAGCCUGUGCUGGAAGCGCAACCCAGAUUUAGUAAUAAACCUGUUCCUGAUCAGAUUAUAAACUUUUACAAGUCAAAUUACGUGCAGAGAUUCCACUACUCCAGACCUGUAAGGAAGGGCUCCAUCGAUCCAGAGAAUGAGUUUGCUUCCAUGUGGAUUGAAAGAACAACUUUUGUCACGGCUUACAGAUUACCAGGAAUAUUGCGAUGGUUUGAGGUUACAUCAAUGUCACAAACAACCAUAAGCCCCCUGGAAAAUGCCAUUGAAACAAUGUCUGCAACCAAUGAGAAGAUUCUUAUGCUCAUCAAUCAAUACCAGAGGGAUGAAAACCUGCCUAUCAACCCACUGUCUAUGUGUCUGAAUGGGAUUGUUGAUCCUGCAGUCAUGGGCGGCUUUGCAAAAUAUGAAAAGGCUUUCUUUACUGAUCAGUAUGUGCGAGAACACCCUGAAGAUUGUGAGAAACUGAAUAAACUGAAGGAUCUCAUCGCUUGGCAGACACCUCUUCUUGGUGCCGGAAUACGGAUUCAUGAAAAAAGAGUCACAGAAGACCUUCGUCCUUUCCAUGAUCGAAUGGAAGAGUGCUUCAAGAAUUUAAAGAUAAAGGUUGAAAAGCAAUAUGGUGUUAGAGAACUGCCUGACUUUGAUGAUGGAAGAGUAGGAAGACCAAGAUCCAUGCUAAGAUCUUAUCGACAGAUGUCUAUCAUAUCCAUGUCUUCAAUUGGAUCUGACUGUGCCACUCCCAACAAACUUGUAACAGAAAGCAGCUUUGACCUCGAAGUGAACGCAACUAAACCCAAACCUCAAGAGAACAAGGGAGAUUCCAUUCAAGUAACCACUGAGCUUGAAGUAAAAUUACGAAGAUCCCGCAAAAAACCUAAAAGAAGCAGCGUGGUGUUUGCUGACGAUAAACCAGCGGUGGAGUCCCCUCUGUCAGAGGCGAAGAGACUGUCAAGGAAGCAGGAAUUUAUGAGUGACACCAAUCUCUCAGACCAUGCUACAGCGCCACAGAGUACAUCUGUUCUCAAGCAGAUGAGCUUUGCCAGCCGUUCCAUGCCAACUAUCCCAGCAUUAACUUUAUCAGUUGCCAGUGGUCCCACAUGUGAGGAGCAGAAUCAGCGCCACAGGAUGAGUCAGCCAAAUAUUGGUGGACUGGAGUCAGACAGGAGGAUGGCAAAGAAAAGCAAAGUCAAUCAGUUCUUUAAGACCAUGCGUGGCUCCAAAGUGGCUGAUGAUGACAAGCAACUGGAAACAUUGUCAAUUGACCUCUGAUAGUUUUCUGCCAGCAUCCCUAUUGAUUGUAGUAAAUUCUUAACUCCACUAAAAAAUUAGGACAAAGCUUCAACACAGAAAUAUACAUUAUAAUAGAGCUCAAUGUUGUUUUAAAACACAGGUGGUCUCAUUUACAAAGCGCAAAACAGCCAAGACAAAGAGCAUAGCUCCCUUUAUUCCAUCCCCAGUUUCACAAGUGUCCCUCAAGUUUUGCACAAGCUUUGAACAGGUGGGAGGCAUCUUGUGUCUUCCAAUCGCACUUUGGCAGUGAAAAGGACUCCUUUUUGAAGCUUCAUACACAAAAGGGACACAUGAGGACAAGGUUAAUGUACCCUGACUUGUGAUUACUGUAAGUCAUAAUUCUAUCUAACCUAUGCAGUAUUUUAGCAGACAAACUGCAAAUGUGAGGCAAGUGUAAAUGACAGCCUGCAUUUCCUUUGCUGUGUCUGGGAUCUAAAUUGUGUCUCUGUUAAUCAGCUUUACAAACGGUUCACAGAGACACUUUUCCUUUUUUUAAAUUACUGUUGUCUACAGAAGGUUUCAAAAAAGAUACAUAAAAUAUAAAAAUGAAAUUAAAUAAUGAUUAAUAAAUAAUAGCUGCCAGUGCACAAUGCUGUACAUUUGUAGGGUAUCCAGUCUCUAGGUCGACCACACUUAGGUCGACCACUAUUGAACGACAGUAAGUAGGUCGACAUGGUUUCUAGGUCAACAUGAGUUUUUUUUUUUUUUUUAACAAUUUUGAUCUUUUUCAUACAUUACGAUCCACUUGGACCACAAUUGGGAAUGGUAACCUGUGCCGAGCUCAGUGGGAGUGGAGUGAGGCACCUUGCCUGAAUUUUGUCGCGAGUCAUGGGAGGGGACACGGUGCACUAAUUAGGGAUCCCGGUCACUGUACAGAGAAAACAACACCAAAAAAAGUGCAAGAACUCAUGUCGACCUUUUGUCAUGUUGACCUAGUACAAGUCAACCUAGAGUCCCUGUCGACAUAGAAACCAUGUAGACCUACUUACUGUCGACCAAUUGUGGUCGACAUAGACACUGUCAAACUAAGUGUGAUCAAUCUUGCAUAGCACACCCCAUUUGCAGAGAGAGAGAGAGAGAGAUCAUUGACUUCACUCAUGAUGCCUUGGCAACCCACCCAAUGACAUGCUUAUGUUUUACUAAACUAAUUUAAUCUCAAAUAGUGUCAGUUCCCCUUAAGGUCAUUGGAAAUAUUAUUUACUAUGUCAGAUUGUACAUGAAUAAUUGUAUUGUUGUCAGUCAUUGGGGUUUCUAUAAUGGGUGCAAUGUGUGCGGUGCACACGGGCCUCUGCGUCCAUGGGGGGCCAACACAGCACACAUUGCACCCAUAUUUUAAUACUUACCUCUCCGAAGUCCAGCGUUGGACGCUGCAGCGAACAUCGCAGUCAAAAUGGCCACUUUGAGGGGGGGGGGGGUUUGCAGAUAUAACAUGUGCAGAGAGAGUUAGAUUUGGGUGGGUUAUUUUGUUUCUGUGCAGGGUAAAUACUGGCAACUUUAUUUUUACACUGCAAUUUAGAUUCAGUUUGAACACCCCCCCCCCCACCCAAAUCUAACUCUCUCUGCAAAUGUUAUAUCUGCCCCCCCCUGCAGUGCACAUGGUUUUGCCCAUCUGCUAACAAAUUUGCUGCCGCGAUCAGAUCUGAAUUAGGCCCUUAGUGCAGUGGUUUCCAAACUUUUUUGAAUCACGGCGCCCUAGAAUAUCAGAAUUUUUUUCACGUCAUCCCUAGGCCAAAAAUGUAUUAUUGAGAAAUUUAGAAAGAAAUAUUACAUUAAGAAGAUCGCGUUUAUAUGUCAUCCUUAGGGUCCGUUCUGUGGUGAGGGACAAGAUUUGCUUCUGUUUGGCCACAUUUUUUAUGACUGGCAGCCACCAGCACUGGUUUUGCCUAUUAUAUUGACCAUGAAUAAUUUGAAUUGGUCCUGGACCACCAACCCAUGGCACCCCUGCAAGUGUCCCGAGGCACCCCAGGGAGCCACGGCACACAGUUUGGGAACCUCUGCCUUAGUGUAUUUAUACAAUAUAAUUGCAAGUUUUAUGCUACCAUUAAUUUGAAAUACAGCAAGAAUAUCUAAACAGUUCUCUAAAAUACUGUAAUACCUCUGUGCAAGUUUCCUUUCUUACUUGACAAAGUCAUUACUGCACCAAUGACACAACAAAUGUCUUGGCCUACGGGGCUACAUCCCUUGUCAUCCCUAUUCUGUUUUCCGAGACAAAUUACUAUUCAAAGUCUUGACUUUGGCGCCCCUUACAAUCAUUGAAAUCCAACAUGAUGUUAUGGCUUCAAUAUAAAGUGUAGAGCUGAAUUGUAUGUACUGUAUUUCACUGAUGUUCAAAAAGAAUUACAGAGAUUACAUCUCACAUACUGUAUACUACACAAUAAAUACAGAAAUACACAGCUGAAGGUAAAUGUCAUUAUAUUGUACAAUGAGCUUUAAAGCUUUAACCACUUGCCUGGAGUGGUCGCAUCAGAUGUGACCACAGCAGGCUCUGCUUUCCCUCACAUGGUCACUGCUGAUGUGAUCAGUCAGUAGCACCCACUCUUCCAGCAGCUACUAAUCUCAGAGAGACCUCCCAGCCCCUCUGCUUAUUGAUAUUGAUUCCCUCCCCAGCCACUGCUGAUUGGGCAACCCGGCAGCACCCCUUACCCAGUGGCUGCAUACUGUAGAUUAGCAGCUGCAGAGGAAAUGUAAUAGAAGCCGCCAAUACUGCAUGUUCAAUGUGUACACCUGUGGGGGAAGAGAGGAAAAUAUAUGUCUGCAGUGCUCGUGAAGAUGUGAUCAUCGAUUGUCCAAUAUCUUGCCCAUCAAUGUUUUAGUAGAAAGUAAUCAGUAUACCAAUGACGGAAUCCCGACCGCUGGAAAUCCCAACAGUCAGCAUGCUGACUGACAUGGACUAUACCCAAUUGUGGGUGUCCACGACACCCAUAGAGUGGAAAUAGAACCUGUGGCGAGCGUAACGUGCCCCCAAGCCCACUGGCAAGAGCAGAAAUCCCGCAAGGAGCUUCAUUGCGCCUGCCCCCCUGCUGGCAAUCUGGCGCCCCCGGGAUCCCGGCGUCAAUAUGCUGACCACUGGAAUCCCAACAGCCGGUCACCCGAUCCCAACCUGUUUUAACCAAUGUUUAUAACAAACAUAUUUUUUUAUUUAAUUUUUUUAACUUAAAAUCAUGUUGGGCAUGUUAUAAACCUACUUCAAUCAUAAAAAGCGUAACAAUUCCUGAGCGGCUUUUGGAAAUUAAAUAAGCCAGUUAAGUGGUUAAUGUUGAAUGACAUUAACUCAUUCCAUCUCUUGCUCUUUUUGCAAUGAGUUAAUCAUUUUAAUGAGUCAAAAAUGUAAUGGUUGUGCUGAAAAAUAUAGUUACGUAUUUUUAGAUGACUUUUAUAAUUUCUUUUUUCAAGUAUAUUCUAUAUUGUGUUUGCUUAUAAUCCAAAUAUUUUUGAGAGUCAAAUU